GCAGUGCGUCUGACCCACGUGGAAUCAUUGCGCAUGUGUAGUUGGUGAGGGGGCAAGGUUGCCUGGUUUGUUUAUGCGCUGCAAAAGCGAAAGCGUAAUGGCGGCAGGCAGACUGUAAUGAGCUAGCAAAAUUAGCCAGGAAUCUUCGCCAAGCGCUUUGAAGAGAAACGAGGGUCGGAAUAGACUGUAGACUGUAUUUUAGAUCUUUUCGCCACAAUGCAGAUCACAUUGAAAACCCUCCAACAGCAAACAUUUAAAAUAGACAUUGACGGAGAAGAAACGGUAAAGGCCUUAAAGGAAAAAAUAGAAAAUGAGAAGGGGAAGGAUGGUUUCCCGGUUGCGGGACAGAAGUUGAUAUACGCAGGUAAAAUCCUUAAUGAUGACACAGCCUUGAAGGAAUAUAAAAUAGAUGAGAAGAACUUUGUGGUUGUCAUGGUAGCAAAGCCUAAAGCAGCCUCAGUUGCAGCCCAGCCUUCCCCUGCUACCCCGGCGGUCACUAGCUCCAGCUCCUCCAGCUCCAGCACUGCCGCCGCCUCCACCACCCCCUCCAGUGCCGGGGCCACGGCAGCAGCUGCCGCCCCCGAGAACCCCCCAGAGAGUGCCUCCAAAGAGGACAAGCCUGCCGAAGACAAGCCGCCCGCCAGCACCACGCCCGCCUCCACACCCACCCGUACUCCAGCAGCAAAUGUAAACAUCUUUGAAGAGGCAACAUCUGCAUUGGUGACGGGUCAGUCGUACGAGAACAUGGUGACUGAGAUGAUGCUGAUGGGCUACGAGAGGGAACAGGUGGUGGCCGCACUAAGGGCCAGCUUCAACAACCCCGACAGAGCUGUGGAGUACCUGCUCACGGGUCUCCCAGCUGAGGGAGAGGGCACUGGUGGUGGUGGUGGUGGUGGUGGUGGUGGUGGCCCGGUGGGGAGUGCAGUAGUCGACCCUACAGCUGUCCCCACAGCAGGACUCACUUCUCCCACAAGCACAGCUCCAUCGCAGCCCUCCGCUGGCUCUGGAGCCAACCCACUGGAGUUCCUGAGGAACCAGCCCCAGUUCCAGCAGAUGCGGCAGAUCAUCCAACAGAACCCCUCUCUGCUCCCCGCUCUCCUGCAGCAGAUAGGGAGAGAGAACCCCUCACUUCUCCAGCAAAUCAGCAGCCACCAGGAGCAGUUCAUCCAGAUGCUGAACGAGCCGGUGGCGGGGGAGGGUGGCCAGGGGGGCGGCGGCGGCGGCGGCGGGCCAGAGGGAGUGGCGGAGGCCGGCGGAGGCCAUAUGAACUACAUCCAGGUCACACCACAGGAAAAGGAAGCCAUCGAAAGGCUAAAGGCCUUGGGAUUCCCUGAAGGACUUGUUGUUCAGGCCUACUUCGCUUGUGAGAAGAAUGAGAACUUGGCUGCAAACUUCCUUUUACAACAGAACUUUGACGAUAUGGACUAAAGGGAGACGUAAUUGUCCAAUCCCCCUCCCCAUCCCCUUUACCCCCACCCCACCCCCUUUUUUUGUUUUUGUUGUCAGUUUAUCAUAUUGGAGAGAAAAAAUAUGGACCAUCAAGAGUUUCAUUAAUUUUACUCCAAUUCUCCUGCUUGAUAACACUGGAUUGUCAUCUCCGUCUAUAUCCAAGAGCUGCGCUGUUCUUCUCUUAAGAUCACCAUCAAUAAGUAAAGACGAACUUGCUUUAUCUGA
This is a messenger RNA of Engraulis encrasicolus (European anchovy), 1674 nucleotides long. RefSeq names its product RAD23 homolog B, nucleotide excision repair protein (gene rad23b). Gene Ontology annotation, biological process: proteasome-mediated ubiquitin-dependent protein catabolic process; nucleotide-excision repair. Gene Ontology annotation, cellular component: cytosol; nucleoplasm. The record is from RefSeq and is a predicted model, not a curated record. Gene Ontology annotation, molecular function: polyubiquitin modification-dependent protein binding; ubiquitin binding; proteasome binding. Lineage: Eukaryota; Metazoa; Chordata; Actinopteri; Clupeiformes; Engraulidae. The transcript has 10 exons. The coding region runs from base 217 to 1428 and encodes 403 amino acids.